AUGGACGCCCAGCUCAUUCUUGCGCUUCUGAACGCUCAGGGUUUGGGAUUGCCCGAACUUCUCGCCUUGGUCGGUGACCGAGAUAGGCUCGCAAUCGUGCGGCAGCUCGCCCCACCCGUACCCUCCGGUAAGCCCAACGCCGCCACUCCCACGGUCUUCCCCGAUCCUCAGCCUGUUCUUCGCACAGCUGCACCUUCCGCUUCCGCUACCGUGCCCACGUCUGCCGCUUCUCUGCUCGCCACUGUCGCUUCCACUUCUCCGCCCACAGCCCGAGCUCUGCCCACCCAGCCUCACGCCCUCUCUCCCACAUCCGUUCCGUCCAACGUCAUUCAGAGCCCGUCUUCCACCUGCCCCGUGCCCAGACAGCCCGAACCGCGCCCCGAACCCGAAACGUCCGUCCCCCCAUCUCACCAGCGCGGCCCGAUCGACCGCCAGGACGAGGCCUCUUCGCGCCCACCCCAGACGCUUUUGCCUCAAGGUUGUGCUCAGGAGCAGCGCGAGGCUCAGCAACGCGAGGUUCAGCAGCAGCGCCGCCAGCACCGCCAGCGCCAGCCCUCCCUUGGACCCCGUGCAAUCGCCAACGUCGAAGCUCGCCGUGUCGUCCAAGAUGCCGGCCCACCUCCUGCCCGUCCUCGAGCCGCCGCCUCUUCAGGCCCCACGAUCCACGUCGAGCAUCACACCGAUAACCGCAGCGCUGUGCAGCUGCAGGUCUACAAUCCUGACGCAGAACUGUGCGCGCCAUUCCGACUGCACAGGUCGCGCUAUUGGAACUCGGAGGUGACCCCGUUCACCGUGCUCAACGGUGACAAGUCCUGGACCGGGCCGAUGCGUUUCGUCGCAAUUAUAUACGACACCACGAGGCAGGCGACCUGGGGUACGAUUGCUAAGCAGAAAAUUGUGCUGCGAUUCGGAAGUCAGCGCUAUGGGACUCUGUGGGCGAUGAAGGGCACGGCGCUCUACAACGAGUUCGGUAAGAAAGAGGAGAAACGCAAGUACAAGGCCGGUGUUCGUAUUGUCGUGGAAGGGGUACACAUGGAGUACCUCCAGGGCGAGAUGGGUCUCAUUUUCGACCAAGGAAGCCACAUCUGUCGUUUCGACACCGGCCAUGGCCCUUCGGACAGAAACAUUGACGAAUUCAACGAACAUCUCGACCGUACGGGUCGAAGCGGCUCCGUUAUCACUGUGGUGGACGAGUAA
Sporisorium graminicola is the source of this 1197-nucleotide messenger RNA. RefSeq lists its product as uncharacterized. The record is from RefSeq and is a predicted model, not a curated record. Lineage: Eukaryota; Fungi; Basidiomycota; Ustilaginomycetes; Ustilaginales; Ustilaginaceae. Bases 1 to 1197 code for a protein of 398 amino acids. The transcript has a single exon.